Messenger RNA from Syngnathus acus (greater pipefish), 5672 nucleotides. RefSeq names its product SPHK1 interactor, AKAP domain containing. The transcript has 12 exons. NCBI's taxonomy places the organism in Eukaryota, Metazoa, Chordata, Actinopteri, Syngnathiformes, Syngnathidae. Gene Ontology annotation, molecular function: protein kinase A binding. Gene Ontology annotation, cellular component: cytoplasm. Bases 254 to 4894 code for a protein of 1546 amino acids. The record is from RefSeq and is a predicted model, not a curated record.
ACGCGUGCCCGAGGGUGCGUGUGGAGCUUGCUCGCGUGCACUUGGUGUGAUGGUGAAACAUCACUCGAGCAGCUGACACCGCCGGGCUCAGUUUGUUACGAGGCGGUGCGGGGAUUCACACUUUCUUGGACGCGCAUGUGGACCGGAGAGUGACCCGGGCACCGUCACGCUUUGCGCUCUCCGCUGUGCAUUUUGGUCAAUCUCGCGCUGGGAAUAUUCUCACAGUGGAGGACGGUUUGCCAAUUUUGACACCAUGACAGACGCAAAGUGCCUUCUAAAAACACCAAGUAACUUCCAAUCAUCUGCCAUGUUUGAAGACUCGGAGUCUAUUGAGGUAGAUGGAAGCAGCACAGAGAGCACAGUGGCCUCCACCAUUAGUGCUUGUAAGAAGGUUCUGUGCGGUAACAGUGUGCUGGACUCGUCAGACUAUUGGCUGAGGAAUGACAAAGCUCUGUGCAGACUGGGUUUGCUGGACGACAACACAGAGGGCAGCUGCACCAUGAUGUGUUUUGUAAAUCUGGACCCUCAGAAAACAGACUGUGGAGAUGAUAAAAUUAUUAAGAAACUGGCACUGGUGUCUCCAGACCUGCCAAAGCUUGUUGAAUUUCUAAGUGCUCACCAGCCCAAAGAAAAUGAAAUCCUCUUUGUCAAUGGCCUUGAGGGAUCCAAUACUUUCCAAACACGUCCAACAGCUCCUUCUCAGCAGAAAAAUACUGGUGUGUGCCUGCUUCAGCGUUCAAGACAGAAGCGCUUCAUCCAACCAAGCAGUAUUAUCUUUGAGAUCAACAAGUUCCUUGCCGGUUUCCAGUGGGGAAAAGAAAGACAGCUUCAUCAAGGACAAAUAAGACAACGGGUUGAGGAUGACACCAAUCGGUCAGUUUCAUCUAUCGAGGAAGAUUUCCUGACAGCUUCAGAACACAUGGGAGAUGACAGUGAGGAUGACGGAUUUAGAAAUGAGGCAGAAGCUGGUGGACAAGCAGAGAGCUCGGUAGAGGUUGCACAGAAACACAAUGUUAAUGUCCUGGGUCAGAGGACACAGCUGGCUCAUCAUCAGUGCAAGGAUGAUGCAGAAGUGAAAAGGGAAGCACAUCAGCAGGUCAGCCGGCACACAAAGGAAUCAGCCGGUCACUACGCUACCAAUCUGGCAGAGUCGGUACUACAAGAUGCCUUCAUACGCCUUUCUCAAGAUGAAACCUCCUUUAUCUCUGAGGCUGCAGUCAGUGUAUCACACUCACGGUGUCACUCCGAGACUACACACGUGCAAAGAAAACGGCCUUCUCAACAGCAUACCUGCUCCUUUGAACUCCCUAAAAUUGUCAUAGUUCAAAGUCCAGACAGUGCAGAUGGAACUGCAGAGUGGCCAGAGACUCAGGGGUCAAAUGUGUCUGACCAGGAUAUUACCACAAAAGACAUUCAGAUGCCAGAAAAGAAAGGUCAUAAUCCUCACCGCAAUGGAGGGCUUCCAUCUAAACCCGUCGAGGUGGCUUUGGCCUGCGCUGCCAAUGUUAUUGGCACCAUAACUUCCCCACAGCUAGCAGGACAUCUCACCAAGGAUUUAACUUCAGAAGAAGACACAGAAGAGGAGCUAGAGAAACCAGAGGAGAAAGGCGACUACUCUUUUUCCUCAGCCAUGUGUGGUAUGGCUCAGGUUGCCGGUGCUGUUGCAGCGUUGGAGCUUACAGAGAUGCCCGGCGAGGUUGAAAAUAGUGACACGGAUUUAAAUGCAGCCUACAAAACAUCACAGGGUUUGAUAUCUGCUGCCCAAACAUCUGCGGCCUUCACGCUACAUUGCAGUGUUGCAGAAGGUACCAGUGUCGAAGCAUUCCGUGCAAACAUCGCUGAAGUACUUCAUCGGGAAGCAGCUGAGGUGUUGACUUAUCCACAUGGCUACCGGAGUGUAGCUGACCUCUUGGAGUCCACACAUAAUAAGAUAGUUGAUGGCAUUACAUGCCCGAAAAAAUCCUACACGGAAGAAAGAGAAGUGGGAGAAUUAAUCGACGAGGUGGCCGACAGUCUUUUUAAGCAUGCUUUGGAAAAAGCCCAAAAGAAAAAAGAACUGGAGGGGACUGGGAAAGAUGCACCGAGCCUCCAGGUUCUUCUGCAGGACAGCGUAAACAAUUUGCUCUUUGAGAUUCUUUGCCAGGCACAAAAAAAGAUUAGUCACAUUUCAAAAAGUGAUCAAGGGACUUUUGAGACACAGGACCUUGAUACUAGUUGCAAGCAGCAUGUUGCCACAAAAGGAAGCGAUGAUUCAUUAAGUCAAUUACAGGGUUCAGUAAGUUAUAAGCAAUCAACUAACAAUGACAAACAUGGUAUGUGUCAAAGCACAGAUAGACUUGCCAUGGUUCCUGGAAUUAGCACAAAUAUACUUGAGGAAAGUGAUGUCAAUGCAUCUCUCUUUACAGUUUACAACAAAGAGCAACCCCAGCACUCGUGCUGUGUACAAAUCCAAUCGAAGUCUAACGUACAUAUAAAAGACUACUCUGGUCACCAGGACACAACUGCUGUCAGAGUUCCCUUGAGUGAAAUCCCCGUUCAUUGCACAGAGAGGCGGGGUCGAUUUGUGACAGGAAAUGACAGCAGACAGUCUUCUCUCACCCCGCAGUCGUCACUCAACUCUUGCAGUUCACUCUUUUCCUGGAGAAUGGACUCAGAGAGCAGGACACCCAUUACUUGCUUUGCCGAUGAUUUGGCUGCUACAGUGGUGUCUAUGGCCACGGAACUAGCUGCCAUAUGUCUUGAAAAUUCUACCGGGAAGCAGCCCUGGUUCUGUGCCCUCAAGGGUACAUCUCCAGAGGGCCCAGAGGCUUUCUUGAUCCCCGCUUGUCGAACGGUACUCAGAAGGAAAGAGGGUCAGAACAACAGUGUGUCCUCCAAGAAACAUCGAGCACCACGCCUCAGUGAGAUAAAAAAGAAAACAGAGGAGCAACCAGAGUUGAUGGAACGCCUGGUGAACCGAGUGGUAGAUGAGUCGGUCAACCCUGAUGAACCACAGGACCCGUUUGCCCUUUUUGCCUCGGAAGUCACGGCCAGGAUCAUGAACUGCCCUGAGCUGAAUGUGGUGGACACUUCCAAAACAGGCCAGCCACGUAGCAGAUUGCAGUGUGAGAGGUGGAGUCGUGGAAAAGCCUCUAGUUAUGAAAGUAUUCCAGAGGAAGAUGCAGACCCCUCGGGUACACUAAAUACCCUGGGCCCUGGUAGUCGUCUCGGCCAGAACCUGAGUCGUGGUAGCUCUGUUUCCAAACAGUCAAGUUGUGAGAGCAUCACAGAUGAAUUUUCACGGUUCAUGGUAAACCAGAUGGAGACUGAGGGCAGAGGCUUUGACCUUCUCCUAGACUACUAUGCAGGGAAAAAUGCCAGCAGCAUUCUGGCUGCAGCUGUGCAACAGGCGGCAUCCAAGAAAAACGGUCACCUUAACGUUAGAACUACAUCCUGCCUCUCCAAACAGUCUAGCACUGAGAGCAUCACAGAGGAGUUCUACAGGUUUAUGCUCCGGGACAUGGAUAAGGAAAACAAAGACCACGUCAUGGCAAAGACUAAAGAGUGGAGCAACAGCUUGUUCCCGCCAUCUGCCCGGACUCCCUUUUGCAUACGACAAUCGUCAGUCCCAGACAGGCGAUCGUCAGAUUCAAGACUGACCGUCAGCUCACCCAUUAAAGCCAAUUCAUUUGAUGGCUUUGCCAGAAACGUGCAUGGAGAUACAUUAAAUAUCUGCCCAACCAACUCAGUGGCAGCAACGGGACUGUGCAAGUCAGACUCGUGUCUCUAUCAAAGAGGCAAGACCGACCAGAUCACUGAUAUGCUGAUCCACGAUACCUGGUCCAGUUCUAUUGAGUCUUUGAUGCGGAAGAACAAGAUCAUUGUUGAUCCAGAGGACAGUAUUGAGCUGGAGGCUGCAGGAGACUGCCAGCCCCAAGUACAGCAGUUUGCAAACCGUCUGGCAGCUGACAUUGUAGAAAUUGGCAAAUCAUGUGUUGGAGAUCAGCAAGAGGGCCCAAAUGGGCCAAACUCACAAACGCACAUGCCAGUUGGUGAGAGAAGGAGGGGAUUCAAACAAUCUCAUUUAAACUGUAGUCGGGGUAGGUCAAGUCAAGAACAAACGGGGGUUAUAUCAGGUGCAGGUAACAGCGGUACACCCCGUUUAAGAGCCCCCAGGGAUGUACCAGUGAUCCACAUUGAGGGGGAUACCCACGAAAGGAGAGAUGGACCUCCGGAACGACCACCAGAGAUGCCAGGUACCAAGCGUACGGAGAAGAUUACAGCCAACGGAAAUAGCAGUGAAAGGGACAGGUCAGCUGUGGUUGCGGCCAAAGUAGAGAAGAGGGACAAGCGUUCAAUGAGCGCUAGCAGUGAAGAGAGCAUGGGAAGCUGGUCCCACAUAAACACGGAGGAUGAGACCAGUAGUUUUAUCCAACUGAGCGAGGGCAAUGGCACCAGCAGCGGCUCAAGCGUAGGCAUGGCCGAUCUGGAGACUUUCUCUGAUGUGCAAUCUCCUAGCACAGAAAUAAGUGGAGGGCCCGAGAAACCUGACCAAUCAGCAACCAAAGAUGGCUACUUCGAGAGCUGCUCAGCCAGGACAGCAGGAGGUGGCGGUGGUCAUGUUAGGGAACUCCUUGUGGUAAACUGUGACCUGGAAGCGGACUGCAUGGACUCGGAGGUGACAGUGGCUCUGCAGUGGAUCGCAGCUUCUGAGCUGGGUCUUCCAGUUCUCUACUUCAAGAAGUCUAAAGAACAAAGGAUUGCCAAGUUCCAGAAGUUGGUCCAUCUAUUGUCCCAGAAGUCAUGGCGGAUCUCGGACUUGUUCAGUGCUGUGCUUCAGUUCUGUAAACUUCAUGAAGAGAGUGAGGACACAUCGCUGUCUAGCCUGUUUGACUGGCUCUUUGAGAUCCUGUGAAGUGGAUUAGUUUUCCCCAGUGUGCAUGUUCACUUCCUCACACUGACGCUUGUCUUCUCACCAAGUGUGUCCGCUUCCAAAGCUGAGAGCACAAAGUGAUCAUCCAACUUGAAAAAUGCUCCUUCCCUCACUGCUGUCACUUUGCGUCCAUGGAGGGUUCGGGUUUUUUGUUUUUUUUUUUGUCUGUCACCGCUCACAUCCAUCCCAAAGGAACGCGAGUUGGACAUUCCUAUUGGGAGGGAACAAGCCAUUUAGAGAUUAUGGUUAGCAGGGUUUAACUGCGCCAAAGUAUAGUAUAUCGAUUUACACAAUAAUUAGAGAAUAUUUACAGAAUCUCACAAAAAAUAUUGUGUUCAUCCCUUUAUUUAUUCCAGAAAGUACAAAUGUUACUGUUGUUCAUGGCUGUUCACAUAAGAUCACACCAAUGCUUAAAAUAUUCUUUUUCAUUAGCCACAAAAAACGUCCUUUUUGUGAUCAUGAACGUUUAUGUUGGGAUCUAUUAUGUGUUACUUGAGAACAGAUCUUAGAUUGUUGUCUUGUAUAUAUUGACCGUUUGGACCUGCAGCACUUUGGAGUAGUGGACUCUAGCAUUUAUGGUCAGGAAAGACCAAGUAAGGUUCGUAAUGUUCAAUUUGUAAGUGAAAUUGGUGUGUUUAUUUCACUUCUUUGUGGUACUCUUGUGUUAACAGAAGCACACAUUUGAGCUGUAAAAUGUCAUUAUAUAAGUGAAUGAAUGUAUUUAUCUUUUGACAUCAAUAAAAAUCCCUGUGUUGUGAAA